Hemicordylus capensis (graceful crag lizard) is the source of this 6366-nucleotide messenger RNA. RefSeq names its product zinc finger protein with KRAB and SCAN domains 7-like. Gene Ontology annotation, biological process: regulation of transcription by RNA polymerase II. Bases 450 to 4196 code for a protein of 1248 amino acids. The record is from RefSeq and is a predicted model, not a curated record. Gene Ontology annotation, molecular function: RNA polymerase II cis-regulatory region sequence-specific DNA binding; DNA-binding transcription factor activity, RNA polymerase II-specific. The transcript is spliced from 11 exons. Lineage: Eukaryota; Metazoa; Chordata; Lepidosauria; Squamata; Cordylidae.
CUCGGUGGAGGGAGGGAGGUUGAUGAAGGCCAAGGAAUCGAGGGAGGCGUGAGUGGGCCGAAAGCCCCAAGGGAAGAGCAAAGCCCAGGAAGAGAGUGGGGCAUAAGGUGGGGGGGGGAGAAGGAGGAACGAAAGUCACCCCCCAGCCCCCCAUUGUAGCUUAUGGGGAGGUGGUGGCCUGUGUGGGGCUGAUUCCUCUGCAGUUCCUCCCCAGCCAAGACAAGCUUCUGUUUGCAAAAGACGGAGGCUUGGAGGAGACUCAAGACAGUUUUCCAGCUGCUUGCCAGAAAUAGCUUCGAGGGGCCCUAAUAUGAAAGACCAGCAGUGGUCCCUGAAGGAGAAGGAGGAGGAGGAGGAAGAACUCAGUGGCCCCAUCCAUUACAGCAGUUCCUGCCUGUUGGUGAAACGUUGGCCUUCUUGGAGGCUGCCUUUGGAGCACAGAAUUGAAGAUGAAAAUGCAAGACUCAGGUGGCCCAGAGACCAUCAAGGCUGGGAGUGGUGAGGAAUUCUGGGAAAGGACUCUGCAGGAAAUCCUGCACAAGGACACGCUCCCUUCAGAUGUACAGGGCCAGCACUUCAGGCAAUUCCGCUACCAGGAGGUUGAGGGGCCCCGACAGGUUUGUAGCCUACUCCAUCAUCUUUGCCGUCUGUGGCUCAAACCAGAGCAACACACAAAACACCAGAUUAUGGACUUUGUGAUCCUGGAGCAGUUUCUGACCAUCCUGCCCCCAGAGAUGGAGAGCUGGGUGAGAGAAUGUGGAGCAGAGACCAGUUCGCAGGCGGUGGCCCUGGCAGAAGGUUUCCUCCUGAGCCAGGCAGAGGCCAAGAAGCAGGACGAGCAGCAGGGGCGGUUAGGAGAAGUUACCACUGCUUUUUCUGAGGCAGAGAAGGCUCUAUCAGAUGCCAGACUGAAGCUGCUGCAUGGAGGGAUCUCUCAGGAGGAUCAUGGAGAUGCCACUUCGCUGGUUCAUGGCACACCACUGGAGGUGCUGACAAGGUUGUGGCUCCCGUAUGUGGAUGGAAAUACAGCUUCUACACAACCAGAUCAGGGUGCCGUGUCCUUUGAGGAGGUGGCUGUGCAUUUCGCGGAGGAGGAGUGGGCUCUGCUGGAUGCAGACCAAAGAGCCCUGCACAGAGCAGUCAUGGAGGAGAAUAGGCAGAAUGUGGCCUCUCUGGCAGGUGAUGGGUGGAAAAGCAAGACUGAAGGAGAAGCGUGCAGAUCACUAGUAGAAAGAAGGAGAUGUAAAAAGAAAAGACAACAGAGAAAACAAUCAAAAAUAAACCAGGAGAGGAAGAAUGAAUCUUCUCCUGUUCAUUUUGGUGACUGCCAAGAAACACCAAUCCAAGCAGAAAUAGAGAAGGGGGAGGAGAGGAGAAAGCCCCUCUCAAGUGAGAAAAGCAUCGGUUAUAAAUCGUGGCUCAAAUGUCACUGGGGAAUGAAGAGAGGGGAGGAGAAACCAUUUAAGUCUUUGGAGUGUAGAAAGAGCUUCAGUCAGAACUCUCAGCUUUUUAAAAAUCAAAGAAACACAGGAGAGAAACUAUUUAAAUGUCCGGAGUGUGGAAAGAGCUUCAAUCGGAGUUCAGCUCUUAGGAGACAUCAAAGAAUUCACACUGGAGAGAAACCAUUUAAAUGUUUAGAGUGUGGAAAGAGCUUCAGUCACAAUUCAAAGCUUAUUAGACAUCAAAGAAUUCACACAGGAGAGAAACCAUUUAAAUGCUUGGAGUGCGGAAAGAGCUUCAGUUUGAGCUCAACUCUUAGGAGACAUCAAAGAAUUCACACAGGAGAAAAACUAUUGAGAUGUUUGGAGUGUGGAAAGAGCUUCAAUCAGAGUUCACAGCUUAUUAGACAUCAGAGAAAUCAUACAGGAGAGAAACCAUUUGGAUGUUUGGAGUGUGGAAAGAGCUUCAGUUUGAACUCAGAUCUUAGGAGACAUCAAAUAAUUCACACAGGAGAGAAACCAUUUAAAUGUCUAGAGUGUGGAAAAAGCUUUAGUCGCAGCUCAGAUCGUAGGAGCCACCAAAGAAGUCACACAGGAGAGAAACCAUUUGAAUGUCUGGAGUGCGGAAAGAGCUUUAGUCGUAGCUCAAAUCUUAUACGGCAUUGCAGAAUUCACAAAGGAAAGAAACACUAUAUAAAUGGGGCUGGGCUUUUGUGUUCCAUUUGGGGCGAGAAGAGCCUGGAGAUUGGUCGCCUCGCCUGCGAGCAGCAGGUGAUGAUGGUGGCAAAGAACGGGGGCGGGGAGCUGCUUCAUUCCUCCUCUGUUUCAAUGGCUGUAGAUCAGCGGGGACAAUUCCCAGGCCGGGAUCUCCAGCUCCAGGCUGCGCUAGAGGAAAGUGUGAAACCAGGAAUGAAAAGGGAGCCAGAGGAGCCAGCAGGCCUCAGGCUAGAGACGGGACUGGAAGGAACUGGAGGCGUCUCUUCUGCCACCCAGGCAGAGGCAGCUGGGCACCAUCUAAGCUGGGCAAAGCCACAGGAGAUUAAGCAGGAGCCGGAGGAAGGGCUGUCAUCACAGCAAUGGGAAGUCCAGUGGCAAGAGUUCCUCAAGACCGUGCAGACUCCUUGCUCAGGAGAGGGGAUCUCACAGCUGCCAGAGACUGUGCCAUGGGGUGAAACGACUUCCCUGCCCCCUUGUGAGGAAGCAUCAGCCCCCGGCAGGUGGACUAGAGAAGGGAAGGAGGCCAGACUCUUGUGUGGAACAGCCCAGCAAGCCAACAGCAGGCCAGACCCCAUGAGCAGGAGAGACUGUGGGCCAACCGAAGAGAUCAAGACGGAGGAUCCCAUCAGCUCAGAGGUGCAGCGCCGGCACUUCAGGCAGCUCUGCUACCAGGAAGCCCGGGGUCCUCGUGAGUUUUAUGUCCGCCUCUGGGAACUUUGCCAUCAGUGGCUGAUGCCGGAGAGGCACACCAAGGAGCAGAUCCUGGACCUGGUGAUCCUGGAGCAAUUCCUGGCGGUCCUGCCCUCGGAAAUGCAGAGCUGGGUGAAAGAACGUGAUUUUGAGACCUGCUUCCAUGCUGUGGCCCUAGCAGAGGAUUUCCUCCUGAGGCAGCGAGAGGCAGAGAAACCAGAACAGCAGGAACUGAGGAAUGCUGAAGAGGUGACACUGAAGAGUGCAUGUAAUAAUGAAGGAGAAUGUUCUCUGCUGGGUCCUAGUCAAAUUGCUGUGUCCAGGGAAGUUGGGCAGGAGAAUUAUGAAAGCAAGGCAUCUUUGGAUUGCAGACAGGUGAAUGACUAUGAAGAGGAAAACAAUCAACCAGCAAGCCCUGAACAAAAGGAACCAUCACAAAGGAACUUCCACAGAAAAGCAGCAGAGAUGGUUUCCCAGAGUGAGGAACAGGAAGAAACCUCUGAGAAUGCACAGAGACCAAAGAGACAGCAAAGAAGCCACCCAAAGAACAGAAUGAGUAAAUCCGUUUCUUGUGCAGAUCACGUUCUGCGACACCAGCGAAUCCACUCGGGCAAGAAGCCACACAGAUGCUCUUUCUGUGGGAAAACCUUCAGUGGCCGGUCACACCUUAUUAUUCACGAGAGGACCCACACAGGGGAGAAGCCUUACAACUGUUCUGCUUGUGGGAAGAAUUUCAGUCGAAAUUCACACCUGAUUGUGCAUAAAAGAACACACACUGGGGAGAAGCCAUACAAGUGCUCCUACUGUGGGAAAAUGUUCAGUCAUAACUCGCUCCUUAUUAAACACGAACGAACCCACACAGGGGAGAAACCCUAUAAGUGCUCUUACUGCGCAAAGAGCUUCAGGCAGAGGUCCUGCCUUACCAUCCAUGAAAGAACCCACACAGGAGAGAAGCCCUACAAGUGCUCCGUCUGUGGGAAGAGCUUCACUUGCAAUUCGCAUCUGGUUGAACAUGGAAGGACCCACACGGGCGAGAAGCCCUACAAGUGUUCUGUCUGUGGGAAGAACUUCAGGUGUAAUUCGCAGCUGGUCAGACAUCAGCGAACCCACACAGGAGAGAAGCCCUACAAGUGUUCUGUCUGUGGGAAGACCUCCAGUUAUAAGUCAGACCUCCUUCGGCAUGAAAGGACUCACACGCGGGAAAAGCCGUAUCAGUGCUCCGAGUGUGGGUGGGGCUUCAUUUGGAAGUCUCAGCUUGUGAGUCAUCAGCGAAUGCACAGUGAGGAGAAGCCAUGGCAUAGACACCCGCUGACUCUGGGGAAAGCUUUUGUCAUAACUCACUUCUUGUGAUAUUCAGAGGAGCCUAGAAGGAAGGAAAACCAAAGCUUUUAUCAGAGCAACCAUCUAGUAUUGCAUGAGGAAAAGGAAGGAUGCAAGUACCAAAUGCUCUGUGUGGCAGGAGUGGGGAGCCCAGAAUUCACAGCUUCUGUUGAUUUCAGAAGGUCUAUUCUCCCCACCUCCUGCCCAAAUCUCCAUUUCUUAAGGUCUUCAGCACGAUUUCGAGGGCUGUACUUGAAAAUCCAGUGUACACAUCCCAAAAUAAAUCCUGAUAGUCUCGGAUUCACUGGGUGUAGUGAGUUGGAGAGAACGUUCUCAAACGAUGAUCUUUUUCUUGUGAAGCUUCUUGGGGCAAGGAAUGAACUGAAAACAACUGGUUCUUUCUCAAUUGCUGAUGGAGCUGUUUUGCAACAAUUAAUCUACUAAUAACUAGAUAUGCAUAUAUAUAUUUUGUCCUGUGUUCUGUGCAGUUCUUUUAGGGUAUUUGAGCUGAGUUUUGCAGGCAAUUUCUCAAGCCUAAUCAUGAGGCACUCUGAUUCCUGUGCAACCACCAGUGUUUGCAGAUAAGAGCUGUGGCACCUCAAGAAUUUGAUCUGCCAGUCAACCUGCUUAUUGUUUAAUGAUAACCAGCCAUUACGUCCUACAAAAGAAGAGUAACUUUGCUUUGGACUGUUGCGGUGUGUUGCGAUGCGCUGGCACUGCCUUUGAAAGUAGUUCAGAAACUCCGGCUGGUGCAAAAUGGCGCUGCUAAAGCGCUGACUGAACCCAGCCGUUUGGAGCAUGUUAUUCCAUUACUGUAUCAACUGCACCAGCUUCCAGGCUGUUUCUGGGCUCAGUUCAAAGUGCUAGGUAGUACCAUGAAAGCUCUAAAUGGCUUGGGGCCAGGUUACCUAGAGCAGGGAUCCCCAACGUUGGGUCCCCAGAUGUUAUUGUACUUCAACUCCCAUAAUCCCCAACUGAAGGCCACUGGGGCUGGAGAUUAUGGGAAUUAAAGUCCAAUAACAUCUGGGACCCAACGUUGAGAAUCCCUGACCUAGAGGACUGCUUCCCCCCUGGCAAAUAAUCUCCCUCACCAUUAAGAUUGGCUAUUUGUGUGUGUGUGGAGGGGUCUUCUGCAUGUACCUUUCAGGUGCACUUGGUGGGAUGCAUGAGAAAACUUGCUCUGUAGUGGCACCCCCUGUCCCGGGAGAUCCAUCUAGCCCUGCAGGUUACUUGUCUUUUUUGGUUUUGGUGGUGGUUUUAUCAGACUUCCAGUUAGUUGCUACUGAGCACGGGGCUUCCUUUGCUGGCUCUCUGUUUGGGGUUACGUUGUGUCGCUUUUCAGCGUCCAUUGGUGGUCUCUUGCCAAUGUAACUUUUUAGAACUAAGAGUGGCUGACAUCCUGACUAGGGAAGUGCUUGUGGAAGGAUGUUGUGCCAGUUACCUGCACUAAGUCUGGAGGUGGCAUUAUAGACUAGGGCAUGCUUGGGCAACUAGUGGCACAUUUCAUAUGAUUUAAAGGGGACGUUUCUGCGAGAGUGUGACUUCGCAAAUCCCUGUUUGAGCACAGCUAUGCAAUCUCUUUGUGCUAGUGCAACUUUGUUGUGCAAGCACUUUGAUAGUCAGGAUGUCGGGCUUCUAUGAGCUUCUACAAACCUCUGUCUCUAGCCUACUACUGCAGAUUCUACCACACUGGAAGUAGUACACUUUUUGCUGAUCAUACAGCAGAAAGACAAUCAAAUCAUCAAAACCACUGCUCCAUUUAUAGUACUGAGCCAACGCUGAAGUACAUCAGUACAUACAGACUCCAUGUGACCCAUGCUUCCUAAAGACAAACCAAUUUUCAGUUGCUUUUCAGUAAAGGUGUCCUGAUAUCACAUUCAUUGAAGUAUAGUUUGGAAACAAUGCCCCCCCCCAAAGGCUUUCUGUGGACUGACAACUUUAUGGAGAAAUGGAUCUAAGUUGGUAAGCUUUGGGAUGCUCUGGAAGAGAUAUGGAAUGAUUUUAUUGCAUCCAGACAUCUGCUUGGUUUGUGCUGCUUUAGCCAAAUAGCAGCCAUGGUGGGUGUAACUUUCGUAUCGGCAGCUGACCGGAUAAUAAGGAACCCAGGUAGCAGUCUGAGAUAUACAUUAGAUUCUGGACCAUUUAGAAUCUAUUGAGGCUAAGGCUGUUGCCCAAUUAAAAUAAAUAAACUUUACCAAUA